GGAGAGCAAUGACCGAGCACCUGAUGAAAAUACUGAUUAUUGGUGAUGGAAAUGUUGGGAAGUCUUCAUUCCUGCAUCGCUAUGUCAGCGGACAGUUCAACAAGAUCUACAAGAUGACAAUAGGAGUGGAUUUUUCUGUGAAGCUUCUGCACUGGUCAGAUACAGAAAAGGUUAAACUGCAGUUGUGGGAUCUUGCAGGCCAUGAGCGUUUCAUAUCCAUGACCAGACUCUAUUGUAAAGGGGCACUGGGCUGUGUUGUGAUGUUUGACGUCACCAGCUCGUCCAGCUUCCUCAACUGUCGCCAGUGGAAACAGGACCUUGACAAAAAGGCUAUGCUGCCCAAUGGACACCCCAUCCCCUGCAUCCUGCUGGCCAACAAGUGUGACCUCAGUCAGCGCAUUGUGACAGCAGACAGCAUAGACAGAUUCAGUAAGGACAACGGCUUCAUCGCAUGGAUGGAGAUUUCAGUCAAAGAGAAUAAGAACAUCAGAGAAGCUAUGAGGAGGUUGGUAAAGGAGAUUCUGUCGGUUCAGUCCAGCCUGGAACUGCCGCAAUGCAAACCUGAGGACAUUGUUCAUCUGGACUCAGAAAUCAACAAGGCCCCACAGUCAAGCUGCUGCUGAAACACAAUCACAAAGACUCUAUUUAAAUGGUCUUCCCUGGGUAACAAAAUGUCUCAAAAUUCUGGGUAAAUGACGACAUCCAGGACACCCCAUGCCACCAACACAACUGAUUGCUUGUGCUGGGACACUCUUUGCCCCAGCACAUGUGUCCCAUGUGUUUGUUUGUGAGGAUCUGAGGAAGAAAAUACACUAACAGUAAAAGACUGAAGUCAUACACUUUGACAAGUUAGCAGAGAAGCCUCAAAGCCAAAUCCCUUUUUUUCCAGUGUGUAACCCCCGUUUCAGUUCUCAAACUUCUAUUAACCACAAUUAGCGAAAUUCGGGAAAGUUACAGACAUCAGUGACUAAGGGUAUAAAGCUUUCAAUUAAAUGUCUAAAAUGAGGGACAGACAGUGAGAACCAGGAGGAGAAAGAGGCUUGAAGAGAAGCAGAAGGAGCAUAGGGAAGGUGUGUGUAUGGUUAUUGAAGGGAAGGCUUCUUGGUGAGAGAACGAGGUGUGGAGUGUGCUCAGUAGAGCUGCCAAGUCAUCUCCUCCAACACACUGAGUCAGUCCCACACAUGGUGUCCCCAUGCAAGCAGCGAGGGGUGUGUGUAUGCCAGUAAGGCAAAUGGUGAGUACUGUUGAAUGUGUGCACGCGUGUGUUCGCAUGUGUGUGUCUAUUAGAUGGAGGCACGUGGAUAUGCAUGUGUCUCCAGUUCUUUUCAGACAUGGAGCUGUUAAAGUGACAGCUUCAGACAUGAGUGGCUUUUAAUUUACUGUUAAAGACGUCAAAGGCUCACACACAUGCUGUCCGAGAUUCUGCUUUUGAUUUGACUUUUUCUGUCAGUUUUUUUCUUUUUCUUUUCUUUUUGUAAAUGCUCGGAUGUUGUCACACAUUUGACUGGUAAACAACUAAUUUGAGUAGAACUUCAGAAAACAACCGGACGUCUUGGUCAUCACUGCCACCUGUCCAUUUGAACUAAACAUCACAGCCUUUUACGUUGUCAAGCUGCUCUGAAAGGAGAGUGGAACCGAGUCUGUUUCUUGGGAGAUACAAAAUUUUGUGCCUGAAUGGACAAAAAAAAAAUGUAAAUAUGUACAAAUGUUGUAACCUUAUUAAAGCGUU
Messenger RNA from Mugil cephalus (flathead mullet), 1729 nucleotides. RefSeq names its product ras-related protein Rab-7L1-like. Gene Ontology annotation, molecular function: GTPase activity; GTP binding. The record is from RefSeq and is a predicted model, not a curated record. Gene Ontology annotation, biological process: vesicle-mediated transport. Lineage: Eukaryota; Metazoa; Chordata; Actinopteri; Mugiliformes; Mugilidae. The transcript has 5 exons. Gene Ontology annotation, cellular component: vesicle; trans-Golgi network; Golgi apparatus. Bases 9 to 623 code for a protein of 204 amino acids.